UCAGCUGCGCGAAGAUGCACAAAACAUGUCUAUAGUUCUGAAUACUUGUAAACGAUCCAGUUUUUCGGGUUUUCCGCGGAUGAACGAAAAAAAAAUUGAAGAGAGCUGAAUCCCUCAAUUUUUUCACGGAUUUUUUCUCGGUUCCUUUCCGAGCAAAAAUGGAAAAAAUCGGCCUUUUUUAACUGCACAUAUAUUGCGUGUCAUUCUGAUUUCAAUGACGCAAGUGACGUAAGUGUUUGCUACAGAUUCGUAGUUUCUCGAAGCGCGAGCGCACUUAUGUGUCACCGGGUAUAUCUGAUCCGUAAGAUGCUGAUUGGUCGGUUUUCCUGACUCGUCAGCUGUUUGCGCUCAUAUAAAGAGCGCCGGCACUGCUUGCCGGUCACCAGUCGUCGGCCGACGAGCGCGUGCUGUUUUUUUUCUUCAUUUAAUUUGUGUGGGAAUCGCGCGUGGCAAUUUGUUCCAUUGUCGAACAUUGUCUCGGAAGGUCUUUCCAACGAGAUCGAUUCAAGGCGUCGCUCUGAUGAGGAUAUUAUCGAGGCGAGGUUAACGUUCGCGUCAAGUGCCACGAUAAUAAUCAGAAGCUCGUGCAUUCGAAUUUUGCGCAAUCUUUCGCGACACUUAUCUCGAGACUCGUCUGGAAAGAUAUCUGAUCUUUGCGAAUGUUGUUUACGAGGCCACGUAUAUAUUGGAACUCUCGAAUUAUUGACAACUGGUGAGACGAUAAGAAGUCUCUUGUCAUCGUAAAUCAUCUCGAAUGUGCAUCCCGCGUUAAACCUUUGAGCUCUUCUUUCCUUUUUGGAAGUGUAAAAGUGAUUGUCACAUUACGUGCAACGGAGUGUACGACGUGAACUCGUCGAAGACGCGAGGAAACACCGGCGUGCGAGGGAAGAGCCUAAUUCGAAGAGAGAGAGAGAGAGAGGAUGCACGGGGACAAUCAAGCGACAAUGAAGCUACCGAUCACGCUGAACUUACCGAGAAAAGAACUGGACGAGCUGAUCGAUAAAGCGAAGGAUUGGGCGCUGAUGAACGGCACGUGCUUUCGGUCCAAGACCAACUUCAACCGGGACUUGCUACAGUUCGCGCCGUUCACGCUCCUGCCGUCGCCGUUCCCGCGAGAAGAGUUUCAGAACGCCUGCAACAUCCAGAUUAUUUUGAACACUCUCAUACACAGAGUGGCACACGACUACGACUUCCUGAAGGAGACCCUGCGGGAGACCGUGAAGGUCGACGAAUUUACCAGGAACUUGUUCGACAUCUACGAGACCGUUCACAGAGAAGGAGCCGCGCAGAAGCUGUCGCUCGGUAUAUUGCGCUCGGAUCUGAUGUUAGACACCAGCUGUCCCAAGAAGAAUGCCGAAAAGCUCAAGCCGCACUGCUGCUGGAAGCAAGUGGAGAUUAACACGAUCGCCUCCGGCUUCGGCUGGCUAGGACCCGCGACCACGCGGCUGCACCGGUUCAUCUUGCAGGAGCUCGGCUACACGGACGAGCUGAGGAAUCUGCCGGAGAACAAUGCGCUGGAAUCGCUGUGCUCCGGCAUGAUAGAGGCGUGGAGCUUAUACGGCGAUCCGAAGGCGGUCAUCCUGUUCGUUGUCGAGGACGUCACGUACAACAUCUGCGACCAACGUUUCCACGAGUUCGAGAUACGCAGGCAGAACCCGAAAGUCAGGGUGAUCCGCAGGAAUUUGACGCAACUGGCGGCGACCGCCAGACUAAACGCCGACAUGGAACUGAUGGUGGAUGACUACGUCGUGUCUGUGGUUUAUUACAGAAGCGGCUACGAACCCGGUCAAUAUCACACCCAAAAAGAAUGGGACGCGAGACUGCUGAUCGAGAGAUCGUUGGCGAUCAAAUGCCCGAGCAUUCAGUACCACUUAGCCGGCACGAAGAAGGUUCAACAAACUCUGGCGAAGCCCGGCACGGUCGCGUGCUUCUUGAAGGACGAGAAGACGGCGGCGAAGGUCAGGGAGAUAUUCACCGGCCUCUAUCCGUUAGACUUCGACGAGCACGGUAACAGCGCUGUAGAAAUGGGCAUCUCGGAACCACAACGUUUCGUGCUGAAACCGCAGAGGGAAGGUGGUUGCAACAACAAGUACGGCACGGACAUUCGCGAUUUCCUGCAGUCCGUGAAAUCAGAACAGGCUCGGGUGGCCUGGAUUCUCAUGGAUCGGUUGUAUCCGCCGGUGCACAGGAACUACGUGGUGAAGCCUGGAAGUAAUGCAGAACCGGAAACAAAGGAAUUGAUCUCAGAGUUGGGGAUAUUCGGCGUGAUUAUCGGGAGCGAUAAGGAGAUUAUUGUCAACAGGCUGGGCGGUCAUAUGCUGAGGACGAAAUUGUCCACCGAUAACGAAGGCGGCGUGGCGAGCGGUCUGGGCGCUUGCGACAGUCCGUUUCUAAUCGAUUGAGAGUCGCGCAAAACGGACAAUGCGAAUAAAAGAAAAAGCCGUCGCCUUAUUAAUUGCCCACAUUGUAUCGCCGCGCAGCUAUGUCGUAAUAUCAUUCCUUUCUGAAGCAACAGACCCUACUGCCGUAGCGAAUGUUUCAAGUUCUUAUGAAUUUAUAUUUUUUGUAUAUUUGAAUUUGUAUUUUUUGUAUAUACAUUUGUACACACAACCU
Molecule: messenger RNA, 2613 nt
Organism: Dinoponera quadriceps
Lineage: Eukaryota; Metazoa; Arthropoda; Insecta; Hymenoptera; Formicidae
Product: glutathione synthetase-like
Exons: 3
Coding region: 921-2402 (493 amino acids)
Biological process (GO): glutathione biosynthetic process
Cellular component (GO): cytosol
Molecular function (GO): ATP binding; glutathione binding; glutathione synthase activity
Source: RefSeq, a predicted model, not a curated record